Anguilla anguilla (European eel) is the source of this 5712-nucleotide messenger RNA. RefSeq names its product phosphorylase kinase, alpha 2 (liver) (gene phka2). Gene Ontology annotation, cellular component: phosphorylase kinase complex. The coding region runs from base 313 to 4020 and encodes 1235 amino acids. The transcript is spliced from 33 exons. Gene Ontology annotation, molecular function: calmodulin binding. Gene Ontology annotation, biological process: glycogen metabolic process. NCBI's taxonomy places the organism in Eukaryota, Metazoa, Chordata, Actinopteri, Anguilliformes, Anguillidae. The record is from RefSeq and is a predicted model, not a curated record.
UUAAAGGAAUACCUCAAAGCCGAGGGGAAAAAACUGCACGGGCUGCUUCACGAGAAGAAAACCGUUUCAUAAAGCGAAGCUACACAGCCUUUCGUCGGCCCAUAUACCGAGUCUUUCCAAACGGCCUCCAGAGACCGCUCGUUUUCCAACACUUGUUAAGAACAGGAUGCGAUUCGCAGUGGGACACAGUGGGUUAAUUCACCUUACUUUGAUGUCCCAGAAAGUGAUAUUGCUCGGGCUCUGGCCUCUGCUGAUCCCACCAAGGACUUUUCUUCCGAAAAAAAAACCUUCUAAAGUUACCCUAAUGGGACAAUGCGGAGUCGCAGCAAUUCCGGAGUCCGCCUGGAUUCGUACGCACGUCUCGUGCAGCAGACUAUAUUAUGUCAUCAGAACCCGGUGACAGGACUGCUCCCGGCGAGCGAGCACAAGAAGGACGCCUGGGUGCGGGACAAUGUCUACAGUGUCCUGGCCGUGUGGGGCCUGGGAAUGGCCUACCGCAAGAACGCGGACCGCGACGAGGACAAGGCCAAGGCCUACGAGCUGGAGCAGAGUGUUGUCAAACUGAUGCAAGGGCUGCUGCAGAGCAUGAUGAGACAGGUUGCCAAGGUGGAGAAGUUCAAACACACCCAGAGCACCAAGGACUGCCUGCACGCCAAGUACCACACCCCUACCGGGGCCACUGUGGUUGGGGACGACCAGUGGGGACACCUCCAGGUGGAUGCCACCUCACUCUACCUGCUUUUCCUGGCUCAGAUGACUGCUUCAGGUCUCCAGAUCAUUUCUAAUUUGGAUGAAGUGGCGUUCAUCCAGAACCUGGUCUUCUACAUCGAGGCUGCGUAUAAAGUCGCUGACUACGGAAUGUGGGAAAGAGGUGACAAAACGAAUCAGGGGAUACCUGAGCUCAACGGGAGCUCCGUGGGAAUGGCCAAGGCUGCGCUGGAGUCCAUCGAUGAGCUCAACCUGUUUGGGGCUCAUGGGGGACCGAAGUCCGUCAUCCACGUCCUGCCUGACGAGGUGGAGCAUUGUCAGUCAAUCCUGUGCUCCAUGCUGCCCAGAGCAUCCAAUUCUAAGGAGAUUGAUGCCGGUCUCCUGUCAGUGAUCUCUUUCCCCGCCUUCGCUGUGGAGGAUGCUGACCUGGUCAACGUCACCAAGAGCGAAAUCAUCACCAAGUUACAGGGCCGUUACGGCUGCUGUCGGUUCAUUAGGGAUGGAUACAAAACUCCCAAAGAGGACCCCAAUCGCCUGCACUAUGAUCCUGCUGAGCUCAAGCUGUUUGAGAACAUCGAGUGCGAGUGGCCUGUGUUUUGGACAUACCUCAUCUUAGAUGGAAUUUUCAAUGGAGACCAAGUUCAGGUAGAGGAAUACCGAGAGGCUCUGGAUGGGAUCCUGAUCCGGGUAAAGAAUGGCAUUCGACUGCUGCCCGAGCUCUACGCUGUUCCGGCAGACAAGAUGGAAGAGGAGUACCAGAACCCCCACACCGUGGACAGGGUGGCCCUGGGCCAGCUGCCUCACAUGUGGGGGCAGUCCCUCUACAUCCUGGGCAGUCUUCUGGCGGAGGGGUUCCUGGCCCCUGGAGAGAUUGACCCCCUCAACAGAAGAAUGUCUACAUGCUCUAGACCUGAUGUAGUUGUGCAAGUGUGUGUUGUGGCAGAGUCAGAGGAGAUUCAGGAGCUGUUGAGGGAGAACGGCGUGGAUGUGAAAACUGUAUCGGAAGUCCUGCCCAUUCGAGUAAUGCCUGCACGGAUCCUGAGUCACAUCUACGUCAAACUGGGAUACAGCAGGAAGCUGAAUUUGAGCGGCCGGCCAUACAGACACAUCGGAGUCCUGGGAACUUCAAAGUUUUACCAGAUCAGAAAUCAUACCUAUACCUUCACCCCACAGUUUAUUGACCAGCACCACUUCUACCUGGCUCUGGACAACCAGAUGAUUGUGGAAAUGCUGAGGACAGAGCUGGCCUAUCUGAGCUCCUGCUGGAGGAUGACAGGACGCCCCGUCAUUACCUUCCCCAUCACCCACAGCAUGCUGGUGGAAGACGGGGAUGGCAUCGAGCCGUGCAUACUGUCCACCCUGAGGAAACUGCAGGAUGGAUAUUUUGGAGGAGCCAGGGUCCAGCUGGCUCCACUCUCCAGCUUCCUCACCACCUCCUUUCACACGCAGCUCAGCUUCCUGGAUACAGACUCUGAAGAAUCUCUGCCGGAGGAGGAGGAUGAGUGUGAGUCUGAUGAUGAAGAUUACGAGGAAGGGUGUUACUCCCUCUCAGGUGGCUCGAAGGAUCCCUUUGACCAGUACCUCACCCAGCUUGUUCAGAGCACAGCCGGCAGAAGCAGUCUCCCUCCCAUCCAGAGUGGGCAGCACCACGUGUUCAGCGCAGAGCACACCACCCGGGACAUCCUGUCCCUCAUGGCGCAGGUCCAAGGAGUCAGCUUGCCUAAGUCAUCCAUGUAUUUACCCGUGACUCCCGUCGUAAACAAACACCGCAAAUCUCUUAAUCUGCUGGAGGUUCCCCAGCCCCACCACCAUCGGACCCCACACACCAAGUCCGCUGCCGCUGACCUGCAGCUUCCGCGGGAUGCUCAGGGGAACACGGACUUCCAGCUGCUGGUGAGACAGCUGAAGGAGUGCCCCACCCUGCAGGACCAGGCCGACAUCCUCUACAUCCUCUACAUCAUGAAGGGGGCUGACUGGCAGGUGGACCUGUGCGGUCAGGGCGAGGUCACCGUGCGCUCCCUCCUGGAGGAGCUCUACGUCCGGGCCGGGAAGAACAGAGAGUGGGGGCUCAUCCGCUACAUCUCCGGCGUCCUGCACAAGCGGGUGGAGGUUCUGGCUGAGGCCUGUACGGACCUCAUCUCUCACCACAAGCAGUUAACUGUUGGACUACCACCAGAACCCAGGGAAAAAGUCAUCACUGCCCCUUUACCUCCAGAAGAGCUCAGCAACCUGAUCUACGAGGCCAGUGGGCAGGACAUCAGCAUUGCUGUUCUCACUCAGGAGAUCAUGCUGUAUCUGGCCAUGUACGUGCGCUCCCAGCCCUCGCUGUUCGGGGACAUGCUGCGCCUGAGGAUCGGCCUCAUCAUGCAGGUGAUGGCCACCGAGCUGGCCCGGAGCCUGCACUGCUCCGGAGAAGAGGCUUCCGAGAGCUUGAUGAGUCUCAGCCCGUCGUCCAUGAAGAGUCUGCUGCACCACAUCUUGAGUGGGAAGGAGUUUGGAGUGGAGCGGAGUGUGCGGCCCAGCGAGUCCAGCACCAUCAGCCCAGGCAUCUCCAUCCAAGAGCUGGGUCACACUGGGGCCACCAAGACAGAGCGCACUGGAAUCCGCCAACUCAAGAGCGAGAUGAAGCAGCUCGAUGAGUCCAGGCCCAUCAGUAUUUUUGUCAGUGGGCUUUCCUCCAGUAGCACCGCCCUCUCUCCCCGCUCCACGAGGUGCAGCAGUCCCUCCACCCCCAGCGGGACGCUGUCUCCCACGGGCCCGGCACCCUCCACCCUGCUCUGGGAGGAGCGCCAGGGGCAGUGGCUCCGUCGGAGACGCCUGGACGGGGCAAUUAACAGGGUGCCCAUGGGCUUCUACCAGAAGGUGUGGAAGAUCCUGCAGAAGUGCCACGGCCUGUCCAUCGCCGGCUACGUGCUCCCGUCCUCCACCACCCGCGAGAUGACGGAGGGCGAGUUCAAGUUUGCCGUCCACGUGGAGUCUGUUCUGAACCACGUCCCUCAGCCAGAAUACCGGCAGCUGCUGGUGGAAGCCAUCAUGGUCCUGACGGUGGUGGCCGAAAUGGACGUCAGCAGCAUUGGAGGGAUCUUGCAUGUGGACCGCAUCGUUCACAUGGCCAAUGACCUCUUCCGACAGGACCAGAAGGCCCAGGGGGCCCACGAGUUCUUCCUGGAGCAGGACUCGGCCACGGGCAUCUGCAUCUUCUUCUACGACAGCGCCCCCAGUGGAAGCUAUGGCACCAUGACGUACCUCUCCAAAGCUGCGCUGACCUAUGUGCAGGACUUUUUACCCAGCACAGGCUGCCUAACGCAGUGAAAUACCCCAUGCCACUGCUCCUGGCCCACCCAAAGGCUGUGCCUAGCACAGGCUAACAGCUGUGAAAUACCCUGUGUCCAGCACAGGUUGUCCAACACAGUGAAAUACCCUGCAUCACUGCUGCUGGCCCACCCUGAGGCUGUGCCCAGCACAGGUUGUCUAACACAGUGAAAUACCCUGUGCCCAGCACAGGUUGUCUAACACAGUGAAAUACCCUGUGCCACUGCUCCUGACCCACCCUGAGGCUGUGCCUAGCACAGGCUGUCUAACACAGUGAAAUACCCCGUGCCACUGCUCCUGGCCUGAGGCUGUGAUGUUCAUCCCAUCUUUCUGAUAAUAAACUCUGGGCUGGUUUCUCAAACCUGGAUUAAACAUAGUCCUAGACUAAAAACUUAUUUCAAUGGAGAUCUUCACUGAAUUUUUAUUUUAUUUUAAGACUCGAUUUAAUCCAUGUGUGGAGAAACAGCCCAUCAAGUUUCACAGGGUGGUCAUUCUAUUUGAAUAAGUAAUCAUUAGAUUAUCUUUCCAGGUUUCUGUAAGUAAUUAGGACCACUGCUCUAUACAAACCACCAAGGCUGUACGCUCUGGGCGACACAGCUAUAAAAGCUCAAAUAAGUACAAGGUCAAAUAAGGCCAAUUCAACUGUGUCUCGGUACGAUAUCAAAUUCGAAAAUUUCUGUGGAAGGCUUUGGAUGCAUGUGUUCAGACUCAGCAAAAAGAAUAUGGGAUUUGAUCUGAGGUUUUUAAACGUUUUAAGGGAUGAAUGAUGUGUGUUGCAGUGGUUAAUGAUGUCUGUUGCAGGGAUGAAUGAUGUCUGUCGCAUAAGCUAUUUCAGGUUCAGUUCUGUCAGGAGAACAUUGAGCAGAGUUGGAAAUUACGGAUAUAGUCUGCUCUGAUUUUAGGGUGCAUUUGUUCAUGGAAUAGUUUGCUAGGUUAUGUAAUAUAAGUAGGAAACCUUGGGGUUAAUUCAGUUCUGGAUUCUCCAUGAGACUUGGAAGCAAUUGGCUUAAAUGGGCUGAAUAGCCUGUUCUCAGCUUGAAACAUUAUUGUGUACAGACCAUCACUGCUUCACACAAAGAACAGCUGUAUACAGACUACCGCUUUGCACAAACCAGUCAUUCAUUAUUAAAUGCAUAUUAUAGUAUGAACUGUACACUUCUAUUAGCAGUAGAGACUGGGAAUCACCAGUUAGGCAAUGAAGAAUGUAAUCACAUCCAAUACUGACCAAUUACCCUUUACCCCUAGCAAAUUAAAAGUUGCAAGGCUGCCUUUUGUUAGAUGUGAAUGCAUGGCCUAUACUGUGAUAAGGGUGCUAGCUACUGUAAUUAUGUUCGUGUCAAUCGUGUGAUUGCAUCCGCAUGGAAGUUAUUUAAAAUAUUGUAAAUUACAUUUGGAACUGAUUAUUGCAUUUUAUUGGUGUUUUAUGUGUAUUUAUAGAAAGUGUAUUCUCUGUUGUGUGAAUUUCAUUUUAUAGAGUGAAAUUGAACAUAAUUGCAAGUGUGUGUUGUUCAUAUUUUGUUCACUAGAGGGCAAAUUGUAAAGUUUUUGUCUAUAAUAUGCUGUAUGUUUGAAGUGCGUAAGUUGAUCAGCUCUCUCUGUGGUCCCAUUGACUAUGGAUUGUAAUAUUUUACCUUUAUGUGGUUGUCCAUUUAUUGAGUCAAAUCUAAUAUUAUUAAUAAGUUAUCAAUGCAA